Messenger RNA from Hypoxylon fragiforme, 1868 nucleotides. RefSeq lists its product as uncharacterized. Lineage: Eukaryota; Fungi; Ascomycota; Sordariomycetes; Xylariales; Hypoxylaceae. The coding region runs from base 542 to 1792 and encodes 416 amino acids. The record is from RefSeq and is a predicted model, not a curated record. The transcript has a single exon.
AACACACACCUUACAAACAUUACACACUAAAAUUCAUUCCUUGACAACUACUUUGUUCUCCCCAGUCGACACAGAACAACGUUGCCUUGUCAAUCCUUUGUUGAUUGUUCAACAACGAGGGGCAUUGUUGGUCUACAAGUCUGGACGUCUCGACAAAGGAUAGUUCUUAUUACUUCUUUACUCAACACAGCCGGACUGCGUUCUUCCACGCGGAGCGUCAUACUUAUUCGUCCUCCCAUACGACUUUCCCACGAAUCUGUAUUUGUUUUACUCGCCCAAGUUGAAACUGUGCGCUGUUUAACCUUCUUUACUCUUUACAUCCCGUACAUCCUCGAGAACGUACCACGACUUACAACUAUCAACUCUUUCCUUGAAGAGUACUCUUGGACCCUUUUCUCUCCACUACUCAAGCAUAGAAGCAGUCUCGGUCAUUUGCAAACUUCCCGAGGUCCUCCGCUUCAUCCUGGGUUUCUUUUCCCAGAAUCUCGCAGGCGAGACGAAUACAAGUCAACUUCAGACGCUUUUCUAAACCAUUCUCACCAUGGCCUACAAAAGUAUUCUACACAUCAUUACCCUUCUUGCGGUCUUGUCCGUAGUCAGCGCCCACUCCUGGCUCGAACAGCUCCGCCGAAUUGACUCUACCGGCGCCUUUGUAGGCGAUCCAGGCUACCCAGCUGGAUGGCCGGGCAGAGCUACAUUAGUGGACUACAAGGUCCAGAAUAGAAUCUUAGAUAAGAAACCUAACCCACCCGUGUGCCUCAAGUCCAAGGCCGACUCUUAUACUACUACUACUUUUCCACGCCUCACUGCGGCUCCCGGAGACCACGUCGCCUUGAUUUACCAGGAGAAUGGACACGUCACUCAGCCCAAACUAACUCCACGACCCUACCGGAGUGGACUUGUGAGUGUCUACGGCACUCUCCAUCACGAAGACUCCGAUGGUAUCAACGACGUCCUCAACUCAUGGACUGCCGACGGAAAGGGCGGAAAUGGCAAAGGCCAGCUUAUCGGCACCCACUUCUACGAUGACGGUCAGUGCUACCAGAACUUAAACGGUAACUUUACCAUCGAAGUAUACGCCGAGCGAUUCCACGAGCACGGCCUAGACGAAUUGUAUUGUCAGACAGACAUCCAACUUCCCAAGGAUCUUCCCACCUCGGGCACCUACACCAUCAUGUGGGUCUGGGACUGGCCGCUCAUUGUAUCUGACACUCAGAACACCACCGAGAUUUACACCUCGUGUGCCGAGAUUCAGCUUCAGCCCCCCCAGGCUAGUAGUGCCGCUCAGGUUAAGUUUUCCCAGGAUAAUCCUCUUCCUCUGAACGACUCCGGUAUCGCGUCACAAGUCGCUAUUCAGUUCGAAGCCACUGGUCUAGGUAUCGGCACCACCCCCCCUGGAGCCCCAAGUUCCACCGUAGGCCAAGGCCAAGGUCAAGCAAGCACGGCCGUCUCGUCAGAGGCCGUAGCAACCCCUUCGUCAAAAUCCACCCCUUCGUCAUCGUCAUUGGCGAAGCCUGUCCAAAGUGGAAUUAAGACAGUGACCGUAACCGCGGAUGCCCAGACGACUACCCAGUGGAAGACCGUCACAGUUGGCGGUUCUGGCCGCGCCGAGCGAACCGAGACAAUCCCAACGGCCGCGUCUACAUCGUCUAGACCUACCUCCGCUAGCUCUGCCGCCAAUAUCGCCCCUACCGUCAAUGUCCCCGUCAUCUCCGUCUCCAAGUUCCUCAAGGCGCGUGCAACGGGUCGAGCGACGGGUCGAUUCCGCCGAGGCAGCAACGAUCAAUCCUAACUGCGUCUGGACGCAGGCCUCGUAUCCCGAGGAGUCAAUGCUACCUUAGCUACUCGAUGUGUUUUGGUGGUAGUGG